Molecule: messenger RNA, 509 nt
Organism: Amoebophrya sp. A25
Lineage: Eukaryota; Dinophyceae; Syndiniales; Amoebophryaceae
Source: the annotation of a GenBank genome assembly
UAGAGCACGAACUACAAGAACUUCUAGCAAUGAUCUUGCAAAAGAAGACCCGAAAACUAUUUGCUGCAGCUACGUCGCAGGGUCAGCCAAGGCACAUGAGAGGUUGCUACAGUCUGGUGGGCAGGUAGUUUGCAGUAUAUUGGACGGGGUGAGUACGGACGCAAAAAUUUGGGAGGAAGUAUUGGAAAUUUUGGACAGGGAAGAGCCAGCACAUGAAGCGCAAGCUUCAGGGUCCUCCAGAACUACGUCUAGGGCAUGUGCUGAGGAAUGCAAUUCCGCAACCUGCUCUAAAAAUAGCAAGGCUGCUAGGUCUACUUUUUCUCCAGCAAGUACGAGGAACAGGGUCACUUUCUCCUCACCUUCUUCAACAACGGGCAGAACAUUGGCCACUCAAGCUCUCCCCUCUCCCUCGACGAACAAAGUUAGGGCAUCAAUUUUGUCGAAGUCGAUGCUCUCAGCCACAACGCCAAACGCUCUACGCGUGAUACUUUCCGAAAGCCUAGCGGCCG